AUGGGCAAGCAGCGUAAUCUCAAGAGGAUGCUACCGAGAAAGAUCAUUGCUCUCCUGAACCCCGACGAGGAUAAGCCGCAAUUCACAAGAUCAACUACAUUCAUCGAUGGUCUCAAUCAAGCUGGUGAUAUCUUCAGUCGAAGGUUUCGUGUCACUAAGCCGGGACUGAAGCGUGCUCACUGGGCCGAAGAUCAAGAACAGCUCAAGCAGAGGAUGGAAUCUAUCAUGGCCGACGGAGAAAUUUUCUUUUCCAAGGAAGACUUUCAAUAUCAAGCCAAAAUCCUGCAGGGUUCUCGCGACUUCGGAGCGCAGCUGUUCUGUGCCUUGCUUCGGUCCGCUGCUGUGGAGGCGAGACUUGUCUGCUCCCUCCAACCACUACCAUUCUCAGGGACCGUCAAGGACAUGACGCCGUCUAAAAAGCCUUCACAAUACAUCGUCAUCUCCUCGGAUGACCAUGAAACAUCUACCGACGAGCAGCAAAAGUCACCAAGCGGACUGACAACUCCAUCACGGACACGACGGAUUGGAAGGCCUGGUUUUACUUCACGCCCUGCUCAAACUUCAGUACGCCUAGGCUCUCAACCAGUAGCUCGAGAAUCCUCAUAUCCGGUAUUCUGGGUAGAGGCAUUCAACGAGGCGGUACAAAAAUGGAUUCCAAUCGAUCCUUUGGUGACGAAGUCUCUGGCCAAGCCUUCCAAAUUUGAGCCUCCUGCAAGUGACCCGUACAACAACAUGAGUUAUGUGGUUGCAUUUGAGGAUGAUGCUUCUGCGCGAGAUAUUACUCGACGCUACACUAAAGCUUUCAACGCGAAAACCCGCAAGUCCCGAGUGGAGAUCACCCGGAAUGGGGAGAAAUGGUGGAAUGACGCACUGAUCGCCUAUGAAAAGCCAUUCCUUGAAGAUCGUGAUGAGGCUGAAAUAAGCGAAUUGACAUCCAAAUCUGCCGCCGAACCGAUGCCACGCAACAUCCAGGACUUCAAAGAUCAUCCUGUCUAUGCGCUGGAGAGACACCUGCGACGAAAUGAGGUGAUCUUCCCCAAACGUGUCAUAGGACAUGUGGGUUUGAGCAAGACCACCUCAAAGAGUGACAACCUGGAGACCGUCUAUCGUCGCUCUGACGUGCAUCUCGUACGCAGCGCCGACAAGUGGUAUCGCUUGGGACGGGAUGUCAAGGUAGGCGAACAGCCUCUCAAACGUGUCCCGGCGACCAGGCCCAAAAGCGGAUUCGCCAGUGAUGAGGAUGAUGACGAGGCCGAGGAAACUCCACUCUAUGCAGAGUACCAGACCGAAAUUUAUCGACCGCCUCCUGUUGUACAGGGAAGAAUUCCGAAAAAUGCAUAUGGAAAUCUGGAUAUCUACGUGCCCAGCAUGGUCCCACCUGGAGCAGUCCACAUCAAACAUCCCGAAGCAGCUCGAUCUGCGAAAAUCCUGGGCAUUGAUUACGCAGACGCGGUGACCGGCUUUGAGUUCAGAGGACGGAGAGGCACUGCAGUGUUUGGGGGAAUCGUCAUUGCCCAAGAAUACCAAGAAGCUCUCCAUGAGGUUCUCAGAAGUAUCGCUGAUGAACGACGUCAAGCUGCUGUCGAAGCAAGAGCUGCAGAAGCUCUGCGACUUUGGCGACUUUUCCUGAUCAAAGUGCGGAUCGCUGAAAGAGUGAAGGUCUAUGCAGACGAAGAUGAGAAAAUGGACUACGCCGAUGAACCAGAGAUACCAGAGAACGAUAUGGAUUAUGAUGAAGAAGCAGGAGGUGGAUUCAUCCCCGAAGAGGGCGGAGGAUUUGUACCCGAAGAUGCCGGUGGCUUUUUCGCUGAUAAUGCCGGCGGAUUCGUUCCUGAAGAGAACCAGGUCGUUACUUAUGAGGGUGGAGGCUUCGUUCCGGACGAGCCUGGUGAGGGUGAAGGCUUCAUCCUUGAUGAGCCCACGGAAGACCCACCAGCCCCGGUUCCUGAGCCAUCAAUCACGACUCAGUUGUCUGCGACUUUUCAGAGGAACAGGCGUUCGAAAGCACCCAAAGCUCCUCGUUAUGAGUUGAUCGUGGUGCCAAAUAAAUCUGAACCGGGAUCAGAGGGGCAUCAGCAAGCCAGCCCGCUCGAGGGAUCAUCUGCGAUGGCCCCAAUCGCAGUCGACUCGUCAGCUAAUGGUGGCUCAAAGUCUGCUAGUGUGGAUAUACUUUCCCGACCACCGUCGCCCACAGAGGCUACCCAGCCCUCUCCAUCUCCACCCGCUCCAGAUUCUGAUAGUGAGAUCGAAAAGGGGUCUCUGCUAUCUGAGGAUCCGGAGGAUGAAGAUGCGAUUCCAGAGUGGCUCAUGUAA
Messenger RNA from Penicillium subrubescens, 2313 nucleotides. RefSeq lists its product as uncharacterized. Gene Ontology annotation, biological process: mismatch repair; nucleotide-excision repair. Gene Ontology annotation, molecular function: damaged DNA binding; single-stranded DNA binding. NCBI's taxonomy places the organism in Eukaryota, Fungi, Ascomycota, Eurotiomycetes, Eurotiales, Aspergillaceae. Gene Ontology annotation, cellular component: nucleus; nucleotide-excision repair factor 2 complex; XPC complex. The transcript is spliced from 3 exons. The record is from RefSeq and is a predicted model, not a curated record. The coding region runs from base 1 to 2313 and encodes 770 amino acids.